Bombus terrestris (buff-tailed bumblebee) is the source of this 1114-nucleotide messenger RNA. RefSeq names its product alpha-tocopherol transfer protein-like. The record is from RefSeq and is a predicted model, not a curated record. The coding region runs from base 128 to 1030 and encodes 300 amino acids. The transcript has 4 exons. Gene Ontology annotation, molecular function: phosphatidylinositol bisphosphate binding. NCBI's taxonomy places the organism in Eukaryota, Metazoa, Arthropoda, Insecta, Hymenoptera, Apidae. Gene Ontology annotation, cellular component: membrane.
CCGAUAUUAACUCAUUCCAUCACUCGAUUGUACUCGGAUCUCUAAAGAAGUUAGUACUAUUCAAGCCGUCACCGUAGUAUCGCGUUGAAGUGAUCUUCAGGAAAUAAGCUUUCCUUGGAACUCAAAUAUGGCAUUCCAAGGAAUGAAAUACGAAGAUGAGUUAAAGAAUAAUCCAGACCUGAAAGAGGAAGACAUGCAGAUGUUAAGAGACUGGUACAAGAAACAGCCUCAUCUACCAAAAAUAACAGAUUCCGAAUUGGUAUUAUUUCUACAUAGUAAUUACUAUCGGAUGGAACCCACAAAAACGACUAUUGAUGCAUAUUACACUGUGAGGAGCCACGUACCCGAAUUCUUUUCCAAUAGAGAUCCUUUAGGGUCGAAGGAAUUAAGGAAAUCUUUUCAGACAAUAACUAUCCAAGUUUUAGAGACGAAAACGCCAGAAGGUUACGCUGUUCUUUACGGAAGACUAAUCGAUACGGAUCCUUCGAAUUAUGUCUAUAACGAUGCAAUGAAAUUUCUGAGCAUGGUGCUUGAUUUGUGGCUUUACAAAGAAGGCACAACUCAGGGACAUAUCAUUUUAUUCGAUAUGAAGAACGUUGUAUUCGGUCACGCUGCUCGAUUGAAUCCGAUGGGUUUGAAGAAGUAUCUUUUUUAUUUGCAAGAAGCAUUGCCAGUUCGCUUGAAAGGGUUCCAUUUUAUGAAUAUUACGAGCGUGAUGGAUGUGAUACUGAAUAUGAUGAAACCGUUCAUGAAGAAGGAAUUAUUAGACAUGCUUCAUACACAUACAACUUUGGAUACAGUAGCGAAAUUUUUACCAGUGGAUAUAUUACCAAACGAGGCAGGUGGAAAGGCUGGUCCGUUAAUGCAACUCCACGAAAAGUCUGUCAAAAUGCUCGAGGAUAAUCGUGACUGGUUUUUGGAAGAAGAACAAACAAGGCGUGUUAAUGAAUCAUUGAGAGCAGGUAAAGGGAAAACAGCGACCGAUCUGUUUGGCGUUGAAGGCACUUUCAAGAAACUCGAUAUCGAUUAAAUGUUCAAUUGUCUAUACAGAUUUAAACAAAUUCGUUAAAGUCCAUCCAUUGAGAUAAUUUAUGAAUAAAUGAGCAUAAAUGUU